Molecule: messenger RNA, 2526 nt
Organism: Sporothrix schenckii 1099-18
Lineage: Eukaryota; Fungi; Ascomycota; Sordariomycetes; Ophiostomatales; Ophiostomataceae
Exons: 1
Coding region: 1-2526 (841 amino acids)
Biological process (GO): positive regulation of transcription from RNA polymerase II promoter by galactose; DNA-templated transcription
Cellular component (GO): nucleus
Molecular function (GO): zinc ion binding; DNA-binding transcription factor activity, RNA polymerase II-specific; RNA polymerase II cis-regulatory region sequence-specific DNA binding
Source: RefSeq, a predicted model, not a curated record
AUGGAUAAUUUGUCCCCGGCGCACAGCCACAGCAGCCACAGCGCCCCCUCGAGUACAGGCACGACAACAGCGACGUCCACCAGUUCGUCGACGGCCCGCCCGGCCAAACGCAUCCGCCUCAACCUCGCGUGCAACAACUGCCGGCGGCGCAAAGUCAAGUGCGACACCGAGCAGCCCAAGUGCCGCAAUUGCUGGCUGCGCGACGAGGAGUGCCUCACAACGGACCCGCGGUACACGCCCUCCAGUGGCAAUGGAGAUGGAGGACCCAAUGGGAACGGCGACGAACGCGGACGGCCGCAGAUCCGGCGCUGGGCGACGCCAAAUGGCCUGAUGCCGGGGCAGAAUCCGGCCGCCACGCAUCGCAACCACGCAUAUGUGGCCAAACAUGGGCCGGUGACACAGACGACUGUACAAACGCACGCACCUGCAUACCCACCGCCCCCGCCGGAAACGCCUCCCACCCAACACCAUGCAUCGCCUCCGCGACCAAGACGGCCGUCGACGAUUGUUGUCGGCGCAUCGACACCGGCGGCGUCACCUCCUCCAAUCUCCUGGGUGUCGCGGAGCUACCAGUACUCCGAGACCGCCGAGGCGCAGGCAGAGGCGGGCAGAGGCGGCGAUGGAGUCAGCAGCGCCAACGGCCCCACGAGCCACACCGACAACGACAACGCCCACGACAGUGUCCACGCUACGGGACCCACGACCGUUGCGACCACCAGCAGCUACGACGCUGACGUCGUGGUCAACACCGACGACGCGGCGCCGCACCGCGUCAAGUACAUGGGCGGCAGCAGCCUGCAGUGUCUGGCCGGGUUUGUCGACAUUUUUCUGCGGCGCAAGCGGCUGCCGCUGGUGUCGACGGCGUUUACGAGCGGCAUGCGGCACGCCGAGGAGUUUUCGCUGCCCCUCGUGGCGGCGGUGCCCCGGCUGCCCCCGGCGGGUGCCUGCCGCGCAUCGUUGGACGUUUUUUUCGACCGCGUGUGGCCGCUCUAUCCGGUCGUGGACCGCGCGACCGUCGAGCAGGACCUGCGGCACGUGGGCGGGCUGGAGCAGACACUGCCGGACGGGGCCAGCUUGCUGUCUGUCCUCGCGCACGACGACGUGCCCGGCCUCGUCGUGCUGCUCGCCGUGCUCGCCAUCGGCGCCGGCGAGGGCGAGGGGGGCGGCUCGCUCGACGACACAGAGUCGGGCUUGGUGUACAUCACGGCCGGCUUUGGGCUGGUGGCCCAUCUCAUUGCGCGGCCGUAUCUGCGCAGCGUCCAGUCCAUGCUGCUGCUCGCCGUCGCGCUGCGGUUGCGCGCCCGCGACGGCCAGGCAUGGUAUCUGGUCGGCCAGGCUGUGCGCGUGGCUCACUCCAUCGGGCUGCACCGACAGGUUGGCGCCGAUGCCGCCUCCCGCAGCGCCGAACCCGAACCCGAACCCGAACCCGGACCCACGCUCCAGAGCCGCGUCUGGUGGUCCCUGUAUGCCCUCGAAAAGCUCAUGGAACUGGAAACGGGACGGCCGUCGGCCAUUCCCAACGACGAGCCACUGCCUCCACUGCCUCUGCUGCAGCCCACCCCCACCGCCGACCCUGCGUCUAUCUUCACACCGUGGGUGGCGCUGUCCACGAUCCUCGGCCAGAUCAGCCGCCGUCUGUACGUCCAGAAACCGGCGAGCGCCGUCGUCCUGCUGACCGAGAUUGCCCAGCUCGACGAGCAGCUGCAGGCGUGGUCCGCGGGCUUGCCGGAGCCGCUGAAGCCGGGAUACGAUGUGUCUCUGUCUGUGUCAUCGCCGUCGACGGCGGUUUUCACCACCUAUUUGGCCCUCCACUUCUACCUGGCCCAGAUGGCCGUGCUGCGGGCCGCCAUUGUCUUUCCCACGCGGUCUUUUGCGGCGGAAGUGGAGCGCGCCUUUCCCGAGGGCGCGCCGACUACGACACCGACACCGACACAGACACCCAUCCGAAACAAGCAUCGCCUGUUGCAGGCGGAAAGUCUGUGCACCGCGGCGGCGCGGUCCACGAUCCACCGCGUGCUGGACCUCGCCGACAGCGUGGCCGCGUCGGCGUCGUCCCACAUCAUAUCGCCCACGCUGACGUUCCAGGCGGCCGUCGUGUUGGCGCUGCACAUCCUGCGCGCGCCGGGCAAGCGGCUCGUCCGUGCCGACUGUGAGCUGCUGGCCUCGGCCACGCUCCAUCUCGAGACCCAGUAUUGUGGCGCGGGGCAGCAUCCGGGCUUCGUUCGCAUCCUGGAGACACUGCGCACCAGCGUCGCCGCUGCUGCGGAAAAACACACAGUCACACCGCCGGCGCCGUCCGCUGGGCCCGCAACAGUCGCGUCGACGCCGAACAGACGGGAGAGUGGCGUUGUGGCCCCUGUGACGACCAAUCUUCCUCCGACCGGCCAGGACAAUGACGCUCCUGCUGUGCCCGGCAUGGACAUGGCAUUUUUCGAUCUCGACGGGGACGGUAUGGGCCACCUCGAAGCUUUCUGGAAUGCCAUGGGACCGGUCAACUUUUUAGAUCCAGGAUUGGACAGUGCCUAA